Harpegnathos saltator (Jerdon's jumping ant) is the source of this 2374-nucleotide messenger RNA. Its product is annotated as cytochrome P450 6A1. Gene Ontology annotation, molecular function: oxidoreductase activity, acting on paired donors, with incorporation or reduction of molecular oxygen; iron ion binding; monooxygenase activity. Lineage: Eukaryota; Metazoa; Arthropoda; Insecta; Hymenoptera; Formicidae. The transcript has 7 exons. The record is from RefSeq and is a predicted model, not a curated record. The coding region runs from base 767 to 2263 and encodes 498 amino acids.
UAUAAGACGAAUAAUUUAAUUACUUCUUGUCACAGUGAAGAACAGGUAUUUCGUUAAAAUGGAGUCUGAAUCGGAUGCCGUGCGCAAUGUGAUUUCUUUAUAAGGAUCUAAACAUUUUUUGUUGGACAUUUUAGAAAUGUUCUAUGCGGCGGCAUAAUCGACGUAUCCAACAAAUGUGUCGUAUAUAGUAAAAUAUUAUAGAGGAUUCAUACCGCGUUCAAUAUGCGACAUAUAGCAUCGGAUAACCAAUAGAUGAAAAUUCAUUUUUCGGAGACAAAAAUUUUCUUAGGUAGAAACUCUAAAACCGAAAUCUCUUAUUGGACAUUGAAUGUAGCAUACAAUAUGUCGGAUGCAGCAACGUGCAGGUUGAAUCCUCCGACAAACUGGAUUAAAUAUGGGCGUUUUGCUUUCGAAAGAGUCGUUCCGUCAUCGGCAUUUAAUUAUAAAAUUGAUAAAAUUGGAACGAUGCUUUCAGUAGGAAAACGUCGGAAGUGGACCAAAUCUAAAAAGUACGCUCCAUAAGCGUAAUAGCGUUGAGAGAAGUGCGACGGCGUGUGUUCGUUUGCAGCUGUUUAUUGAGAAACGAAACGUAAUGUAGCUAUGAUGUAACAGCGCGACAAUUUUCGUGGCGAUGGUAAAACAAUGAAGAAAUUUCAGCAAUUUCCGAUGGGACAUCCUGUAUCCUGAGAGAAUGGGAUACAAUCAUAUGAAUAAAUAUAAUUUCUAAUCAACGAACAACAAAAGGACUGGUCUCCAAAGCAAGAAUAUGGAAUCAUUGGGAAUAUUAUAUGGCAUCGUUGCCGUAAUCCUCGCACUUUAUUACUACUUUACAUCAACCUUUGGCUUUUGGAAGUCACGUGGCAUUCACGGUCCACAACCAAUACCAUUGUUCGGUAAUGUUAAGGACGUUAUGUUCGCUAGGAAGGCAAUGUGUAAUUAUUUGAUGGAAAUAUGUAACGUCUACAAAGAUGAGCCUAUGAUUGGUAUAUUCGUUAGGCGGACUCCUGUCCUUAUCGUAAAAGAUCCAGAUUUAAUCAAGGAUAUUCUUAUCAAAGAUUUCUCAAAUUUUCCCGAAAGAGGAUUUACUACUCACGAAAGGGCUGAUCCGUUAUCGCAACAUCUAGUAGCUUUGGAGGAGAAAAGAUGGAGACCCUUAAGGACAAAGUUGUCUCCUGUUUUUACAUCGGGCAAGCUGAGGGAAAUGUUCCUUCUAAUAUUGAAAUGCUCCGAACACUUGGAAAGAUAUGUGGAAAAACUGGUGAGCAGGAGCGAGAUCAUAGAGUGUUGCGCAUUAACGGCCAAAUAUACGACUGAUGUUAUUAGUAGCUGUGCUUUCGGUAUCGAUACGAAUUCUCUGUCGGAUGUGGAGAGCGAAUUUCUCAAAAUGGGAAGAGAAGUAUUUGACCCGAAAUGGUACAACUUGAUACGACUGAAAAUCAAGCAAAAUGCACCACAGUUGUUUGAUAUUCUCGGUUAUGUUUUACCACAAACGAAGGUAACGAAAUUUUUUACACGCAUUAUCAUGGAGAAUAUCGAGUACAGAGAAAGGAACAAUAUUAUUAGACACGAUUUCGUCGAUGUGUUGCGCGAAUUAAAAAGGCAUCCAGACAAAAUCGACAUCGAAUUGACCGACAGUGUAAUCGCCUCUCAAGCAUUCAUCUUUUUUCUCGCUGGUUUUGAAAGCUCAUCGUCGGCCAUGACCCAUGCCCUUUACGAAUUGGCGCAAAAUCAUAAAAUACAGGAUACACUACGCGAAGAAAUUGAGCAAGAGUGUGCGAAAGAUGAGGAUGUUUUGACAUACGACAAUGUCAAGAAGAUGAAUUACUUGGAUAAAGUUUUGAGAGAAACUUUGCGGAAAUAUCCACCGGCAACAUUUCUGAUGAGGCAGUCCACAUCGAGUUAUACCUUCGACAGUGUUAAAACUAAUAUACCCAAAGGUCAACCUGUAUGGAUACCGGUUUACGCGAUUCAACGAGACCCAAAUAUCUAUCCGAAUCCAGAUAUUUUUGAUCCAGAGAGAUUCAAGGGAGAAGUUAUGCAAAACAGGAAUACAAUGUAUUAUCUUCCUUUUGGCAGCGGUCCGAGAAAUUGCAUCGGUUCUCGCUUCGCUGCGUAUCAAAUCAAAGUGGGACUUGUAAAGAUAUUGCGAAAGUAUAGCAUUGAAAUAUGUGAAAAAACUCAAUUACCUUACGCGAAUGAUCCUAAAGCGUUUUUAUUAACGCCAAUGGGUGGAAUAUAUUUGAAAAUAAGAAAAAUUAAUUGAAAGUAAGAUAUUUAUGAUAUACACGUUCUUUUUAAGGGUGCGCUGAAAAUAAGGAAAGUUACUGCUGCUGGACAUACAAUAAACUGAUCAAUAAAUACGUUUUUGAAAACA